UAACCAACCAUAUUUUGAUUGAUUAAUUAAUAAUUCAAACAAACAAAAAAGGCAGUGAAUUUGAUUGGUCCAGUGUUAUAUAAGAAUAACUGACAGAAAUGUCCAUUAUCUCAUCUUGAAUUCUUCGUGUUUCUUUGGUCUUAUUAUUUUUUUUUUUUCAAAAAUAAACUAUACAAUCAUACAACUACAAAUUUUCGACGAGGAAUAAUAACUUGCUUGUAAUCAUUUUUUUUCAAAAGUCAUGGAUCUUACAGAAUUGGAUUCAUCGUGUAACAAUGAAAUGACAUCAUCAGCGCUUAGACUUGUCAUGGAGAUUUCAAUUAAUAAACUGCGUAAUUUUCAAAAUACUUUACAAUCUCCAGUGGGACAACCUAUGAAAGCAUCAGCAGCAGCGGCAGCGGCAGCAGAAAAUAGGAAUAUUUCUUUGUCUAACAAUAAUAGCAAUAAUUCAGAAUCUAUGCCACGUGUCACCGCAAGACGAACAUCGAGUACCUUCUCCCCGAGUAAUCGAUUAUACAGAAUUAUGGUGAUUUUAAAAAUUGCUAAGAAAGCUAGAUCAAUUUUGCUAACUCAAGAAGCUAUGAACACUUUACCGAACACAAACGUUAACAAUAAUAAUAAUAAUGACAAUAGUAAUAAUGUAGUAAAUAACCAUGAUACAUCUCCACCCGAAAGAAUAUCAUCUACCAGUCAUUCAGACAGUGGAGAACAAUGUAAUCUUUUAAAUCCUGCCAAAUCAACUGCUCCUCUCCCGACGAAUCCAUCCUCUGAAAUGCCUGUUUUACAUUCAAUCAAUCCUAAUGAACAAAGAUAUAAGAGAAUAUCUGACCACAGCUCAGAUGAUUCCUCUGUAACAAGUAACAAAAGAGUGUUUGACUCUAGUCUAUCUAUUUGGACGCCUGAAAAUCCUGAAAGUCAAACAAUGAAUAAUCAAGAAGAACAGUUACGUAAUAGUCACGAUGAUGAUAAUAAUAUGGUAUACAACUCUCCUCCAUUCGAAAAUGAUAAUGGUGGCGUCAGGAUGGAAGAUGAGAAUACGGCUGAUGAAGUCGACACUGAAGGUGCAGAUGAGGAUGAUGAGGAUGAUGAGGAUGAUGAGGAUGAUGAGGAUGAGGAGGAGGGGGCAGACAGUACUCCAAUCUAUCCAGAUCAAUAUUCAUUGAAUAGAUGUCGAAUGUCGAUUGUUCAACAGGCUGAUAUACAUUCCCUAGAAAAUAAUCGAACUGCCUCAGGUGAAUCUUUACGUUCCAGUGGCAAUGCAUUACAACAAGUCCCGCAUACAAUGGAUUAUAAUGAAAUGAAUCAUGAUUGUGGAAGAGAUAUGUGUAUCUGUCUAUCGAAUUCACCGAAUUCUAGACCAUUGAUUACAGGAAUUAUAUAAAUUAAUCAAUAUGUAUAUGCAAAUAUGAAUAUGAUUCAAUAAGUGAUGGUGAUAUAUGUAUAUACAUUAUAUCGUUGUGAAUAUUGUUCAGUCCUGUGAUG
Messenger RNA from Trichobilharzia szidati, 1482 nucleotides. The record is from the annotation of a GenBank genome assembly. NCBI's taxonomy places the organism in Eukaryota, Metazoa, Platyhelminthes, Trematoda, Strigeidida, Schistosomatidae.